AUGUCGGAACGGGAGCCUAUUAGUGGUUCAAGCCGUGACUAUGGAACAACUGCUGCACCUCCUCAAGUAGCCUUCGCUGACUUCAGUCCUACUGAGCUAUAUAACUUAAGUGAAGGAAUUGCAGACAAUGUUAACACUAUCAACAAUGGCUUACGAGCCCUGGAAAAGAUGAUGAAGCAGAUUGGUGGACCCAAUGACAGUGUGCAGUUAAGAGAUAAAAUCCAUGACACCCAACAAAAUGUUAAUAGCUCAGUAUCUGCAACAGCACGCGAUAUUCAAAGGCUUGGUGUAGUCGUACGCAGGGGAGACAAACCUCAGAAACUACAAGUUGAGAGACUGACACAAGCAUUUAGAGAUGCCUUAGCCACAUAUACUUCUGUACAGAAGCAAGUAUCUGAAAAAAUGGCAGCUCACAUGCCGACACAGGGUCGGUCUAGGAAUGACCCAGAAGCACUGGAGAGGCAGGCCAUGGCUGAUGAUGAGGAGGCUUCUCUUCUGUCUAACCAACAGGCUCAGGCUCGUCUCGUCCAGUUCGAGACAAGCAUGCUUUUAGAGAAGGAGGCGUAUAUGAACAAAAUAGAAGCAGAUGUAUUGGAUGUGAACCAAAUAAUGCAAGACUUAGCUGAAAUGGUCAGCGCUCAAGCACAGACUGUUGAUACAGUGGAAAGCCACAUAGAGGCAGCAGGAGCAGGCGUAGAGGCCGGAGUAGACGAACUGGCCAAAGCCGCUGAAUACCAACGUAGAUACAGGAAGAAAAUGUUCUUCUUCUCACUCAUUGGUAUCGUUCUUCUCAUCAUCCUUAUCGUGUGGAUCGUUAAAGCGUUUAGA
Brenthis ino (lesser marbled fritillary) is the source of this 828-nucleotide messenger RNA. NCBI's taxonomy places the organism in Eukaryota, Metazoa, Arthropoda, Insecta, Lepidoptera, Nymphalidae. The record is from the annotation of a GenBank genome assembly.